AUGGGCGCCGCGGAAGCGGAGCGGGGCAUCCAUGCGGCGGCGCGGGCGGACGGCGAAGGUAUGGGGGAAUGGGAAGGGGAGGGGGAAGGUGAGGCGGACGCUGACGUGGAUGAUGACGGGGACGAUGGAGAAGGUGAUGCUGUUAGAAAGGGGUUUGAUGGCGCAGCAGCAGCAGUGACGGCGGCGGCGGCGGCGGCGGAGGAGGAGAAGGACGACGACGAAUUAGCAGUUGCAGCCGACUCUUUUUUCGAUGCUGACAGAGUUGCUGGAGACGACGUACGCGCUAUUGGCGUCGUUUCGACAACAGGAGGGGCUGUUGCAGCGGACUCGGGAGCUUCUAUCGUCCCGUUCCCCGCUGCACUAUCAGUCACGGGUGCCUGCGAAGCGGCUGAUGCUAACAGUUCGGCACCUACGCCGGCUGUUAGAUCAUCUCCCCUCGCCAUUGCCGCAAAUCCCUCGCUCCCAAAUCCCGCGCGCCCGUCGUCGUCGCGCGCCUCGCCUUCCCGACUCACCCCGUCGACCCGUUCCGCCCCUGUGUUAUCCGUUUUCACCGCGGAGUUAUGCGCGCCUCCUUUUACUGUCUGGGCCACCAAGUUUUGCGGUUUCCCAAUGAAUAAGGCUUCUUACCUGUCAAUACGCGAGCUCAACGUCAACGGGCUCGGGAGCAGGGGGAAACAAAAACACCUGAAGGCGUGGUUAAAGAAGCCACCCGACAUCUUCGUUUUAAUCGACACACGCAUUGGUGCAGAUCAUGACUUCUGGAAGAAGCUUAAGGCUCCUCACUGUCACGCCGUUGGUCCUGCGGGGAAGGCAGGGGGAGUAGCUAUUUUGAGUUUUAACAAGUCUCUCAGUUUCACUAACAUUGUCGCGCAUGGUUCAGGCCGGCUGCUUCAGGCCAAUGUCCAGUGGGACUCCUCCUGUUGCUCAAUCCUGGCCGCUUACUUCCCGGCGAAGGCCUGCAGGCGUCGGUCUUUCUAUGGCGGAGUGCUGACCCCGUUUAUGGCGCACUCGGUGGGGAAGAAAAAUUUUGUUUUGGUCGGGGACCUCAACAUGGUGGAGGAUCCAAUCCUGGACAGAUCGUCGGGAGCGGGAUCGUCCGGGGAAAAUAACAGUGUGUUGCGGAUCUGUUCAGCGCACUGUCUUACCGACGCUUUUCGCUGGAUGAAUCCGGUGCUGAAGGAGUUCACGUUUCUGUCCAAAUCUGCUAAGACCAGCUCACGCAUUGAUCGAGCUCUCGUCUCAGCGUCUCUGCUGCCGUCACUUUCCGGUGCGUCGCACUGCCGGCCGCUGAAGGGCCUCUCUGAUCACUGGUUUGGUGUGAAGGUGACAUUCAAGAUCAGCCUGCGGCUAUGUAUGGGGCCUGGAAUAUGGAGGUGCAAGGCGGUGGAGAUUGGUAGACCAGGUGCAGCGAAAGCGGUUGCGGAGGUUCGAGAGAAGCAUGGGAAAACGGGGUCGGGAGACUUCACUGCGCUCAUGAGGGAAAUGAACAUGGCGUUAAGGAAGUACUCUACCGAGGAGCGGAAACGGGUCAAGGCUACCCUUGCUCACCUGGACGCUGCGGUGGCGAGGUUACAGCAGGAGGUGAUGAGGCACCCUUCUUGCUCCGUCCGGAAGGAGGAGUUGAAGGUCAAGGAGUCUCAGUUAGCGGCGUAUCUUGCCUCCAAGGAGGAGAGGGUCUCUCUCAUGGCGGGGGUUAAGGAGCUGCGGGAGGGAGAGUUGCCUGGCAAGCUCAUGUCUACAAAGGUUAAAACACGGAAGGAGAGGACCAUGAUUACAUCGUUUACCUUCUGGACGGUUGCCCCGGACAGGAAGUUGGGUGAAGAGCAAUCGCAGCUGCUGGUGGAAGACUGGUCAGAAGCGGAGGUGAAGGAGGCUCUUGACGGUAUGGCGAAAGGCAAGUCCCCCGGUGCUGACGGAAUCCCGAAGGAGUUCUUCAGUCAGCAUUGGGACUCGCUGGGGGGUGAUGUGCUCGGUUUCGCGAAGCGCUUCGAGGAAACGACCGUUCUUCCUCCCGCGGCUUUGGAGGCGGUCACUGUCCUGCUGCACAAGAAAGGCGCGAAGGACCAGGUGCAGAACUACCGGCCGAUCACGCUGCUCAACAGCACGUACAAGCUGGUAGCGCGAGUAUUGGCAAACAGGAUGCGGAAAGUGCUGCACAAGGUCAUUUCAGAGGAGCAAUACGGGUUCUUACCGGGAAGAAGGCUGGCGGACGGUGUCUCACUGAUCGCGGACAUCGUCGAUGCGGCGAAGUGCAAAAACGCGGAUUGGUAUUUGCUUCUGGUAGAUUUCCAGAAGGCCUUCGAUUCAGUUUCUCGUGAAUACCUCUUCGGCACGAUAAAGAGGAUGGGUUUCCCGCGGAAGUUCGUGAGGUGGUGCGAGGGUCUCCAUGCAGGAUCGACGACGAGACUGCUGCUGAACGGCUGGCUGGGGGAGCCGGUGGCGGUCAAGAAGGGGGUGCGGCAGGGCUGUCCGCUGGCGCCCUACCUUUUCCUCUGCGCGGUGGAGCCUCUCUGCCAGGAAGCAAUAAGGAGGAAGUUGGGUAUAAGUAAUCCGUUCGGUGAUCGCCUUGCGUACCUUGGGUAUGCCGAUGACACCACGUUGGUGCUCCAAGGGAAAAGGCAGAUUGGCCGGGCGGUGAAGGUGCUGGAUGAGUUUGGUGAUAAGUCGGGGCUUCGCGUGAAUAUCGACAAGUCUGCUCUCCUUCCCCUGGGGAAGAACCUGCUCAAGAAACCGGACAGGUCAUCAGGUUUCAAAUGGGUGCGAUCAAACGAAGCGGAAAGGGUUAUAGGGGUGUGGAUCUCACCCUUGGGUGACGCGUCGGUGACCUGGGAAAUUACUCUGUCACGGGCAGCGGCGGAGCUGGUGAAAUGGCAAAUACAUUACCUGACGACGUCCGGCAGGGUCGCGGUGGUUAACGGGUACAUUAAUCCAAUCCUCGCCUUUCAGGCGCAGGUUUACCCUCCUCCUGCGGAAAUCUGGGCGAAGCUGGUGAAGUUGCUGCAUAAUUUCGUCACGGGCAACCAUUCAACGGCAGGGAAGCAUUUUGCUCUCUGGAGCCAGGAGUUGCUGUUCAAAGCGAGAGGGGAAGGCGGGCUCGGUGUCCGGGACCCGUGUGCUGAACUGGGUGGCCUGGCGGCCAGGAGGAUAGCGCUACUGGCAUCACAACCACAGGGUCUGCUUGCCGACCUCGCGCUCACGGCUCUGGAUGUUCCGGACCUGCAGGUUUUUUGGGCUCACGCGGGGCUGAUGAAGCAGUGGGCAGGUCGGUGUGAGAGGUGGAAGCGGACGUGUGAAUUAUUCCUGGAGUCCAGUUUUCCUUCUUGCAUCAAGGCCUCGUCGGUGUGGGAGGUGGAGCAAGAGAUGCUACUGUUUAAUCGCUGUCUGCUUUUGAAUGGGAAGUCCCCCGCGGGUCGGCAGAAGGCGGCUAAGCCGCUGAAGCGCUCGGUGAAAGGCGACUUCAUCAAAAUCGCCGUGGAUGGCUCGAGGGCUCUGAAAAGCCCUCAGGAGCUCGAGCGGGCUUUCGGUGGGUCAGAUGGAGCGAAGCUGGCGAUGAGGAUUUUUGAUGCGGCUCCAAACGAGUGGAAGCAGAUGCUUAUGGCGCCUGUCACGGCGUGCAUGGUGCUCACUGUUUCUAAGUUCGUGCUCAAGGCGGGGACGAGUUACGGUGUCUGGAGGAUUGAGUGUGUAGAGGGCGAAACCCUCAUCUGCCGUGCCAUCGGAUGCUUCCAGGGGGUUUUGGAGGAAGCAGAGGAGAGGACGCACAACUUUCUGCCGCAUGAGGUGGUGCCUGCUGUGGUCAGGGAGGGGCGGCUGCUUGGUCCUGCGGGUGGUCCCAGGGCAAGAUUGUUGUGCUCCCCCAUCUGGGAGGGGGAUCGGCCAGCGCAGCUGAAGCAACUCAAGGAGGGUUUCAGGCGGUUUGGCGGAAAACCAAAGCAGCAGAGCACGUGGGAGGAAUCCCUCGGCCGUCCGAUUGACUGGGGGAGGGUGAUCGGGGUAAGGGACUCGCCUGCUCUUCCGAAUCGUGCACGUGACGUGAUGCUCCGGAUCCACAGCCGGAACCUGCAGGUGGGGGAACGGUUACAUUUUCUGGGCGCUGGGGUCGCCUGCCCCCACUGCGGGGAGAAAGAGACGCUGGAACAUGGACUGUUUCUCUGCUCGCGCAUUCAGCCGGUGGUUCGGGCACUGUUGAAGGCGCUCCGUAUGAUCUACAAGCGUGCUAAGGCAGUGUCUAAGAGGCUCGGUGCCAUUCGUCCUGGUCUGGAUGAUGACGAGUGCCGGGUUUUGGGCCGUAUCAUGGACAACUCAGCUCAACCAGCCACGUGGUCCAAGGGCUUCAUGGCCAUCUGGUCGAACCCGAGGGCUGCUUUCCGUCCCCCUUAG
Molecule: messenger RNA, 4380 nt
Organism: Closterium sp. NIES-65
Lineage: Eukaryota; Viridiplantae; Streptophyta; Zygnematophyceae; Desmidiales; Closteriaceae
Source: the annotation of a GenBank genome assembly